CUGUGUUUUGGGAAGAUACCGUGCGUGUGUUUGACAGUGUGAGUGUGUGGAUUUUAACACUGUAUAAUGAAAAGCGACGAGUAAUCCCACCCUCACUGCUGAAGGAAUAAUGAACAUUCGGUGACCCUGAGACGCAUUUUGAGGCUUCAUUCGUCCGUAAUUUCAUUAGACGUUGGCGUGUAAAGCCUGCAGAUGGAUUAUAACCCUUUAAUGGCUCCUCCGGUUCCGCCGCAUAAACCGAAGUGCAGCCGAUCUUCCGGCUCCCAGGAGCGGCUGCUGAAGUGUGUGCUGCUCGGGGAUGGAGCUGUGGGCAAAACGAGCCUGGUGGUCAGCUACACGACUAAUGGCUAUCCCACUAAAUAUGUUCCUACAGCCUUCGACAACUUCUCCGCUGUAGUGCAAGUGGAUGGACAGCCGUUGCGACUGCAACUUUGCGACACUGCUGGACAGGAUGAGUUUGAUAAGCUGAGGCACUUCUGCUACUCGCGCACAGAUGUCCUGCUCCUCUGCUUCAGUGUAGUCAGUCCUGCUUCUUUCCAGAACGUGGGGGAGAAGUGGGUGCCUGAGAUCCGCCGGCGAUGUCCACUCACCCCCGUCCUGUUGGUGGGCACGCAGUGCGACCUGCGCCAGGACGUCAAGGUGCUGAUUGAGUUAGCGAGGCGGCGUGAACAGCCUGUACCUGAGCAGGAUGCCCGUGCCCUUGCUGACAAGAUUGGCGCUGUGACCUAUGUAGAGUGCUCGGCACUAACGCAGAAAAACCUGAAGGAGGUGUUUGAUGCUGCCAUUUCGGCCGGCCUUCGCCAGUAUGAGAGACGUGCCAGGAGAGAACACAAAGUUCUCAGCACAGCUGAUAAGAUGAAGAUGCUCUCAAAGGCCUGGUGGAAGAAAUAUGUGUGUAUCCAAUAACCCAAGCCAAGCUCUGAGUCAUCCACGCACAUGGACAAAGUGACAAAGACUCUUGACUCAUUCAGUGCCUCGAGCAGAUGGACUGAUCAGGGGCUGCUCUCAAAGGGUGUGUGGAGGAACGUUGUCUCAUUUCACUGUGUACUGAGUCAGCUACAGUAUAUAUGGUUGAAAUGAAAAUAAAAGCUACUUGACUUGGCGAGAAAGAGAGAGCGUGCAGUAUGUAUUCAAGAUAUUUUCACCGUAGGACUGUACCAUGACUCGUAUCCUCCUUAGCUAUUUCCCAGUUGUAAGCUGUUUUAUUAGUUACAGCUAUCUCAGCUACUCUGAACUCUGGCCAGUUCCAAGAAUAAGAAGACUGAGAGCUAAAGAGUGCUAAUCUCUUAAAAGAGAAAAAACUGUACACUUUUUUUUUCAUACACUAUUGUUGAAAAGUUUGGAAUCACUAGCAAUCAGUGCAAUUUUAAACAACUUUCUCUAUUUUAUGUGCAAAAAAUAAAUGCAGACCAGACAGCAUUGCAGUAUUUUAAUUAAAAACAUGCAUAAUUUACAGCAGUGAUGGAUAUUGUGGCUGAACCGCAUUGCAAUAUGCAUGGAGAUGAUUUUGGAUUACUGAUAAAUAUUCAUUUGAUUGUUACUACAUUACAAUAUUAAAUGUUUAAUUUAGACUAGUAGUUCUGUCAAAAGGCUUUUACUUCCAGGUUGUAAUGAUGAGAACUAAUGAAGUGAGAAAAUAUGAUCAAAUCACUGUUAGGUGUGUAAUUCUUCUCAUGAAAAUGUUAUGACGUGUUCAUUAUCUUAUUCUAAUUAUCUCCUUCUAAUGUUAAACAUCCUGGUUUGAUCUUUGCCUUCCAGAUUUUGACAUGAAUAUCAGCCUCAAUCUGAAUGUACUUUAAUUAUAACAUCAGACUCAAGGAUCUGCAGUCCUGGACAGCUUUUUUUUUUUUUUAAUCCAUAAAUGAUUUCUAACCUAUGAUUGUUCUAAGAUCAUAUAAGAAUCAGUUUAGAUUGGAAUUUUUGGUGAAUUCAAACUUUUAAAUGGUAGUGUACAGUUUAUCAAGUGCACAAACUUUAUAUUUAUGUCUGUGUGUAUGAAUGUUUUGUUUUGUUUUGCAACAGCAGUCACUUGCUCUACAACACUGGAUUUCAGAGCGAUUCACAUUAUAUUUUCUUUUACACUCUUACACUAUGGAAUGCUCCUAAUCUAUAUUAGUGCCCAUCUUUGAGCUCCCUGGCACCAUGAUGUGACAUUAUUUUGCUGAUUUGGCAGCUGUUAUUGUUGUUUGCCACCCAGUCAAGACUUCUGGAAGUGUUUCUUAUAUGGCAAAACGUUCAGGUGUAAAGGAUGCAUUUAAUUUUAUUCACCUCACCAGCUUGUUUGACUGUAGCAUUCUGUACUGACGAGAACACUUAGAGAGCUAAAGCUUUCCUCUUUCAUGUCAAAGAAAAAUUAUUAGGUGUUUUACUGCAUUUGCAAAUCAUCGUAAGCAAGUAUGUUCACUAAAUCUUUGAUCAUUGGAGUAGAUUUGUUUGACCAGCACAGGACUGUGUGUAUGUGGGGUGGUCCCGUCACCUCAGUUUUUAGGGUCGUGCUGUGUAUGUUGUGCUCUGGGGUGAUUUAUUGGUUAACACAUUGGCUAUAACAGUUGUCUUUGUGGUACAAUAGGCUUUAAUUCACACUGCACUUGUGUGACGUGUGACAUGCCUGAAUAUGCAGUUUCCUGGUUGCAUUUUCUCACUUUGGAUUAAAUGUAAUUGUAUUGGUUAGCCGAUGAGCAGAACAAAUUUUGCUUCUCAUUAUUCAGAAGCCACAACUUUUUUUUUUUUUUUUUUUUUUCCCUUUUUCAAAAUUUUUUUUCAGACUUUUAGAGCUUGGCUUAAGUGUACAGCAAAGAUUUAUCAAACGGAUGAAAUAAGAUUCUGUGUUUAGUACACUGUGUUUCAGUGCCAUAACUUUGAUCAAAGUACAUCCAUGUAGAUUUAUACAUUUUUAUAACUAUGUAAUUAUCUUGCUGUUUCUGUGUGAUCACUCUCUAUGGUACACAUCUCAGUUAUGGAUUAUUACGGCAAAUAAACUUUUAAUAAAAAAAUUAAAAUUG
Messenger RNA from Silurus meridionalis, 3002 nucleotides. It is a transcript of the gene rhoub, whose product is annotated as ras homolog family member Ub. The transcript is spliced from 3 exons. The record is from RefSeq and is a predicted model, not a curated record. The coding region runs from base 193 to 906 and encodes 237 amino acids. Gene Ontology annotation, molecular function: GTPase activity; GTP binding. NCBI's taxonomy places the organism in Eukaryota, Metazoa, Chordata, Actinopteri, Siluriformes, Siluridae. Gene Ontology annotation, biological process: small GTPase-mediated signal transduction.